Leptopilina boulardi is the source of this 1593-nucleotide messenger RNA. Its product is annotated as trafficking protein particle complex subunit 13. The record is from RefSeq and is a predicted model, not a curated record. Bases 163 to 1398 code for a protein of 411 amino acids. NCBI's taxonomy places the organism in Eukaryota, Metazoa, Arthropoda, Insecta, Hymenoptera, Figitidae. The transcript is spliced from 10 exons. Gene Ontology annotation, cellular component: TRAPPIII protein complex.
AUGGUGAUCUGUCAUCAGUUGUCAUCGUUAUCCACCUGUCAAACAUCGUUUAUUAUAUUUUUUAUUGUUAUCUUUCUGAUAGGAAAAUUAAUUAAGUUUCUAAUUAUUUAUAUUAUAUUCAAAUGUUGUGUGUGUAAAAUACUUUAAAGAAAUUAAGGAAAAAUGGAAGUAAAACCGAAGAGCGAUCAUCUUUUAGCGCUAAAAGUUAUGCGAUUAACGAGGCCAACUCUUGCCAGUCCAAUUGUUGUCACAUGUGAUGCCACAGAUUUACCAGGCAAUACAUUAAACAAUGAAUUAAAAAAUAAUUGCACAACUCUUCAAGGAAUGGAAACCUUGGCCAUUGGUCAAUUUAUGGUUUUUCCUCAAAGUUUUGGAAAUAUUUAUUUAGGAGAAAUAUUUUCAUGUUAUUUGUGCGUACAUAAUGGAAGCAGUCAAUUAGUAACGAAUAUCACAGUAAAAGCGGAUCUUCAAACUAGUACUCAAAUUAUUCCAUUAUCAAAUCAUAAAGAAGAAAUUAAAGAACUACCACCAAAUAGAACAAUUGACGAAGUUAUUCAUCAUGAAGUUAAAGAAAUUGGUACACAUAUACUCGUGUGUGAAGUAACUUAUACACUAGCAAAUGCAAUUGGUCAAUCGCAAUCGUUUAGAAAAUUUUUCAAAUUUCAAGUCGUGAAACCUCUUGAUGUGAAAACGAAAUUUUUCAAUGCUGAGUCCGAUGAAAUUUAUCUUGAGGCGCAAAUUCAAAAUUUAACGGCUGGACCGAUUUGUUUAGAAAAAGUUUCUCUUGAAUCUUCACAUUUAUUUACUGUCUCAUCACAGACGACAAACGAAGAAAACGAAUCGAUAUUUGGUAAAGUUAAUUUAUUGGAUUCGAAAUCAAGUCGUCAGUAUCUUUAUUGUUUAAAACCACAACCGAGUUUAUUAAAAGAUCCAAAAAUGAUGCAUAAUGCGACAAAUAUUGGAAAAUUGGAUAUUGUUUGGAGAAGUAAUUUAGGAGAAAGAGGUCGUCUUCAAACUAGUCAAUUGUCGCGAAUGGCUCCCGAUUACGGCGAUUUGAGAGUAACUCUAAAAGACAUUCCUAAUGAUAAUCAACUCGAGGAACCAAUUAAUUUUAAAUGUCAUGUCGUUAAUACUUCUGAAAGAAAUAUGGAUUUACAAAUAAAUUUACAAUCCAAUAGUUCGAUAGCUUGGUGUGGAAUUUCCGAUAAAAUGAUUGGUACCGUCAAACCUGGAGAAUCAACUUACAUUCCCUUGUGCUUAGUUCCUUUAAAUGUGGGACUUAUUAAUAUAUCGGGACUACAAUUAGUUGAUACAUUUUUAAAACGUGUUUACGAUUACGAUGAUGUAGCACAAAUUUUUGUAAAUCAAACACCAGCGAAUAAUAAUGACGACGAGUAAGUAUUAGUAUAAAUGUGAAGAAAUUUAUUGUAAAUAGAUAAAAAAAAUUAUAAAUGUUUUAAUUUUUAAAUAUAAGAAUCAAGAGAUGAAACUCGUUCGGUUUCUGUCUGAGCUCCCACAGCACAAGCCAAAAGUGUUUGUAUAUCUUGCGGUUCAUUACCACCAAAUAUAUAGCCAUUGGCUUUAUCAAUUUCA